AUGGAUCCUAUCAAAGAUCACCACGGCCAGAUGGCCAAUCUUGUGCGCUCCCUCGAGACAAUGAGAACAAGUCACAGUACAACCAUAUAUGCCAUGCAAACCUUUUCCCGAACCACCCGAGGGCUCGCAGAACUUACAAUUGAUUCCCCCAUGGAACCCAUGGAAGAUAUCAACCAAGUCAACGCCAUAACUACUGACUCAGUCAGCCCUAUCGUCGUGUUUAUCACAUCCCCAGACAGCACGUACGAAGAUAAAACUUUCCAACAGAAGAGCAAAUGGCUGCAGGAGUCCAUGGACCACCUGAAAGAUGCCCACGAAAAAGAGUUCCAGGUCACUCAUAGUGAGCCCUAUAACUACCUACCAUUCUUACACCAACCCAACGACGUACUACCCGAAACACACGAGGUGCCUGUUCGCCUGUCUUCGGUACUAUCAAAAGGUCGACGUCUUGGUGCUGAGGUUGUUCUUGUGAUUUCUGGAUGGAGAAUUAUUUCAUCAAACAAACUUUUGCUGAAGAAUUUGUUCAAUGACUGGAAGGACGUGAAGAUCACUCUUCAGAUCUUCACCGAUAUACCAACACGGUUCUCUCGUGUGGAUGGCCAUAUGCUUCACUUGGUCGAUGAGAACAUCGAUGAUAGUUGUCUUCCAAACAACCACUAUGGACACUUUUCGCCAAAUAUCCGAUCGAUCCGUGCUAUACUUGACAGAUUUUCAAAGUACAACACUGUCCUGCAGCAUCGCUACAUCACAUCUCGUCAUUUGCAGAAGCAGACUAACGAUGUGCCUUCCUUGAGAGGGCUGAAGAGGAAACGAUUGGGAUUGAAAGAACGGGCUGACCAAGGGGAUAAUAUUUCUCAAGAACGGCGUAAAAGAUACAACGAGAAUCGGAAUCAAAAAAGGGCCGAAAUGAAAAGAUUAGCUGCACAAGGUGAUAAGAUUGCCCAAGAGUUGCUUGAGAAAGAACAAAAGAAAAAUCAUCUUUAUUGGGUCAAUAUCAAAAAAAAAAGCAGAGCAGGGUGA
Penicillium brevicompactum is the source of this 1020-nucleotide messenger RNA. RefSeq lists its product as uncharacterized. The transcript has a single exon. The record is from RefSeq and is a predicted model, not a curated record. Bases 1 to 1020 code for a protein of 339 amino acids. NCBI's taxonomy places the organism in Eukaryota, Fungi, Ascomycota, Eurotiomycetes, Eurotiales, Aspergillaceae.